AAUUUCUCAGUCUUACUUUAUUGCUUAUUCUAUUUUUCUGAGAUGAGUGAACUGUCGCAGUGGAUCCAAUCGCAAAUCAGCCAUUACAUCUUUGCCGGCGAGACUGAGCGCGAUGUCCAGCGACUCCUCGCGUCCCAGCGCAACCUGCGGCCCAGCAUGGAACGCUACACGUUCAUGGACGGACACGAGGAAACAAUGAUGUGCUUGAAAGGAACACUGCCCAUCUCAUAUCGCGGAGCGUCGUACAAUAUUCCGGUCGAAAUUUGGCUCUGCAUCGACCACCCUUCGAGCGCACCCAUCUGCUAUGUCGUGCCCACAUCCACAAUGCGCGUUCGGCCAUCGGAGCGUGUCGAUGCAAACGGCAUGGUGAUGCUCCCAACGCUCAGUCAAUGGCAAUCGGGGACAUCCAAUCUGACAGACCUCACGCAGGAUAUGGUGCGCGCGUUCAGCAUCCAGCCGCCAGUGUUUUCGCAGUCAUCCUCGUCUGGCGCAACUCCUCCUCCACCCUCCCAACCUUCGCAACCCUCCCAUUCAUCAUACUCGUCUUCUUCUUCAUCGGGAGGCGGCUAUAAUGCGCCCCUCCCUGCCAUCCCUCCAGCGGCGUACACGACCAGCAACCUGCCCUAUCCGGUUUUCGGCACCAACAAUCCUGGCACUGGAUUUCCCCAAUCCAACGCGCGCAUGCAGAUGCCGUCCCUUCCAAACGCUGCCGAGCAGCACCGGAUUGCCCAAGGUGGCUACAUGCAACAACAGAGCUGGCAGCAGUCACAACCACAGCAACUGCAACAACAACAGCAGCAGCCACUAACGCAACCGCCGGUGCAGGCCAAGGCGAGGGAGGCGCAAAGCAACGCCGAGGCCGAUGAAGAGCAGCAGGUCUUGCUCGAGUCCAUCAAGAGCGCUGUGGCCGAGCGGUUGCGGGAAAAGCUGCGCAACAAGCUGUCGGACGCCGAGGAGCGCAUCCAGCUGCUGCAACAGGAAAAUCGCGAGCUCAUCAGUGGACGAGACCAAGUCAACCGCAUGCUUGCCAACAUGGAAGAAGAGCAGGUCAAGCUCGAGGAAAAUUGCGUUCGGCUCGAUGCUGCCAUGGAUGAGAUCAAGCGAAACAUGGCCAGGCUCGCGAGUGCCGGUGAUAUUCCCGUCGAUCAGGCUGUCACAACCUCGACGCCCUUGUACAAGCAGCUGCUCCAGAUGGUUGCCGAAGAAAGUGCGCUCGAAGACGCAUUGUACCACCUUGCAAAUGCACUGCAACACCAUGUCAUUGAUCUUCCGGUUUUCGUCAAGCAUGUUCGAACGCUGUCGCUUCGCCAAUUCAUGCUGCGCGCCAAGAUUAAGAAAGCGCGUGACGUUGCCCAUCUCCGAGAUAUCUAAAGCUUGCGAGAGAGAGUGAGAGAGAUUGGGGGAAUUGAUCGUUGUUAGUCAGUAUAUACGUUGGAAUCGAGAGCAACACUUUUUUUUUUCCCGCCAUGCACAGUGGAAAUUUUUUUUCCGAAUUUCAGAAGAAAAUCCGCCGAAUUUUGGUCAAAGUUCGGAAAACAGUUUUUGCCAGUUCUAUCGGUCAAAAUUCGGUGCAUCAGCAGAACGCGAAUACGAAAAUUGCUCGACGACCGAUUGGUCAGCUAUUAUUAAAAAUGAUUUUUGUAUAAAAUUUAUUGUAUUAUUG
Molecule: messenger RNA, 1663 nt
Organism: Capsaspora owczarzaki ATCC 30864
Lineage: Eukaryota; Filasterea; Ministeriida; Capsasporidae
Exons: 7
Coding region: 43-1371 (442 amino acids)
Biological process (GO): protein modification process; endosome to lysosome transport; protein transport
Cellular component (GO): ESCRT I complex
Molecular function (GO): ubiquitin binding
Source: RefSeq, a predicted model, not a curated record